AUGGCUUUCUACACUGAAUUAUUGAUCGACCUUCAAGAUACUCUUGGUAAUAUAAUGCGACCUCGUUUUACUUCGAUUCGAGUCAUCACACGCCCUCGUAGUCAAACUCUACCAGCAAAUUUCGCACCAUUUCCAUUUUCCACCAAAGCUUCACUAUCUUCUCUUGCAUCAAAUCCCGAGAAUAACGAUGGAGAGAUGAAAUCAGAUCAAGUGUUGCGAGGAACAGAUCUUUUCCGCACACUCCUUGAUUAUUCUGGCAUGGAGGCCGUCCGCAAAAAGCUGGUUGGCUUUUUUCGACUCGAUAAAUAUGGCGCAGACAGCCUGAGAACCAUCGUUGGUAAAUACAGUAUCUCUGACCCUACUGAUACAAGAGAAGUAGGCACGAAAGUUGAUGAUGAGGGUAAAUUUGGUCUAUUCAGGUGGCUCCCAAUGGAAGUGAAACUCAAAAUCCUCACAUAUGCUUUCGACGAUCCUCGAAUAGUCUCCGUCUCCUGCAAACAACUCAAACACAAUGCCUCCUGUCACGGCCAUACUCGACUUGUCUACAGUGGUCCGCAAGAUCCUUAUCUAUACGUUAGUCACCUCACUCGUUUCCAAGCACUCCAACACUUACAUAAUUUGAUUCAAUACAACACUCUUCAUAUUGGAUGCAAGGCAUUUCCAACAAUAAAAUACAACCCUGUCAGCGAUACAAUUUGGAUUCGCGAAAUUGACUUUUGGUCGUCAUCGAAUAAGUUUAGCUGCUCUCUCACCCUCCCUUCUCGCAAUCGAGCUCUUCACACUUUGGCAAUUACCACUUCAUCCAACAAGGCCAUUAUGGAUCAGGAUAACUUAUAUCGUUUGUCUUGUAUCCUAUCUCACUGGUUCAGAGGCGUGCAAGAAUUAAUCGUCAUUGUGGAUCAUCUGGACUUUACUACUCCUGGCGUUCGGGACGAGAUUGCUUUCGUUCAUCGCAAGUCCAAGUUGCUUCCGAAGCAUCGUAUAGUUACCAAGUAUUCGCCUGCCAUUUCUUCCUUAUCGGUAGAAUUCAUCGAAGGUUUACUUUUUGGAGAAUGGAAACCAGAGCAUUGGUCCACAUUAGUCUCCUCUCUAAAGAAGUCAUUUAUGUCUUCAUUUAUGGAGAGUCAGGAAAUCAAGGAGUCAAGGCCAAAUCCAUUUGAUAAGGUGUCGGCAAUCAAGGUACAUGUAGGUCUCUUGGAUUGGAAGUCGCGUCUUGAGUCGUUGAAUGGUAAUGGUGAAGAAGGUCGGGGCAAGAUGAUUGAGAACUUUCGCUCAUGGAGGGUUCCUACUAUUAAACUUCUAGCAGCUGCUACUCGCAAGCAAUUGGAAGGAAAGGAUCAUGAUUAG
Messenger RNA from Sclerotinia borealis F-4128, 1347 nucleotides. The record is from the annotation of a GenBank genome assembly. Lineage: Eukaryota; Fungi; Ascomycota; Leotiomycetes; Helotiales; Sclerotiniaceae.